AUGAUUUUUGUUUAUCCUUUGCAUCCUUUGGAUGUUUUGAGAUGGCAAUAAACAAACAUCCGACACCAAGGACGUAUUUUUUCGCACGCAUAAUUUCGUUUUCUAUCGAUCCUACAUAAACGCGUAGUUGCAGCAGACGGGAGUGCUUGUGUGUUUUUUUCCAACGUUUUUAUCUAGUUAAAUGCAGUACAGAUCGAGUGUGUCCAGUAGAUGUUCCCUGUUCCCACAGAAGAGUCCUACCACCGCGGGUGGAGGGCGCCAGCGGGCGAAACCUGCUGUUCCUCGGUUGGGCAAGUCUACUGAAGGGUUCAAUGUGGACUCUGGCUUCGAGACGUCCGAGUUCGAUUUCAUUGAUUUUGCCGAGGAUGUGUUCAACUGUCCGGACCCGCAUCCUCCCCAGUUGAUUGCAGAGGCGGCAGCUCUGUUUGGGCUAGUGGCUGGGACGGCCAAUCGCAGACAUUCCAGUGCUGCCCACAAUCGGUACAAGUUGGUGGAUAUUCCCCAUAUACCCAGGCGAAACGUGAACCCAUUCCACACGGGUAGAUAUCAAAGGCGACGAAAUCGCAGUCGAGUCUCGUUCGACUUUGACCCAUCGUCCCACGACCCAGUUGAUGAUUUGCAGCCUCCGAAUCAGUCGAGUGAGGACCAUCGCCGACAGCAGUCGCAACAUCUGCCUUCAUCGCCCGCAAAACAACCGCAGCCUCAGCCGUUGAGCACGUUUACCUCGGCCAAACCGAGUCCGACGCCGUCUGCAGUUGCUUCGCCAACAACCGCCCGUCAACCGAUGAACUGGAACCGAAGUGAUGCAACCAAGGCCCUGCUAGUCGAGGCAAAGGCCAUUGAACUACUCAAGUCUCCGAAUGUACUAGUGCUGCGCUUUCCUGAUCCGGAACUAAACAAGGAUAUAGUUCAAGGCUAUUCGACCUCCAUCGAGAACGUGGUCUUCCAUCGGCCGUCCACACCGCGGUACUGCUUGGUGCACUUAAAGCCAGAUGCCGACGUGGACCGAGUUAUACAGCAGCUUUCCAAGAUUUCGUUCGGAGCCGGGAAAAUCUCCGUCGAACGGAAGACGAAAAAUGUUGAAUCGAAGCCAAAGCUGAAACCGGAGGAAAUCGACCCGCUAACGCUUUUUAUUGGGAACCUUCCGAAUGCUGUCACCGUAUACACCGUGAAGCAAAUGUUUCCCACGGCCAGACGUAUCGACAUAGGGCACGCUCAACGGAUGAAGCACACUCGGUACGCCUUCAUCCGGUUCCACAACGUCGGUGACGCCAUCGCAGCAUUCAAAGCGAACUUCAAUAAAGUCAUCGACGGAAAAAAUAUUAUCGUCCGCUUUCGGCGCCACAAUGCUCCCAUCGCCAUGCCCGAGGAUACGAACACUCCCAAAACGCCAAAGAGACAGAAGGGGUUGGGACAAUUGUUUGUGUCAGUAGAGCAGAAACCGAUGCGUAACGUACGCAGCACAGACAAAGCGCACAAUUUGGAGAUUCACCAUUCAGAUACGUUGAACACCAUUCGAACGGAUAUUUUGGACGAAGAUAUUGUUAAAGAAGAAAUGGCUUAUCGACCUAGAGUUAAAAUCGAACCACCGGAAAUUCCAGAAAAUGACAUUGAAGAAGAAGAGUCCGAUGAUAUCGAAGAUUUUUUGGAAGACGAUGAAGCAGAAGAUUUGAAUUUGGAUGAAAUAAACGCUGACGACAACUAUUGCGAAGAUGACGACACGGAUGUGGAUGCAAUCGAUAAGAAUUACUGGACCUUGGAGCAGCUGCGUAGCAAGGCCAGUAAUGAUGGAACGGCUUCGGUGUCCGAAUCGAUCAAAAGUGAUAUCUUUAUGGAACCGGAAUCGGCUACCAAAACUAGUUGUUCUACUACGUUUACGACGAAGCCAAAGGAGCACAAACCAGUGUCAACAUUCAUAGUCAGUAAGAGACGAGACGAUCAGCUGCAAGACUUGUUCAGCUGUUUGGAGCCUGACGAUGAUUUAUCGCUUUAAAUAAAUUUCCUUGUUUGUUAUGCAUUUACCACGCACAUGUAGCUGUAGCCCAGUGUUAUUGUUCUUCUAGCAAGCAGCUUUCUGCUGCAUCACUUAGAAUAGGUUCGUAUAACUGUGCACUUCACUUGCAAUCAUUGAUUACCUAGAGAGACUGCUUUGCUAUCAAUAAGUAUUAUGUAUAUCUGCUGUAACGCUAUCGGGUUAGAAUCAAGCCAAAUAUGCUACGAGUCUCGAAAUCAAUAUUUUAAAAGUAAAUAUUUUGCCAAUUAGUGAUAGUUUAUUUAAGAAUUCCAAUCGAAUAUUCCAAUUUGCGUGAUAAAGAUAUUAUUCAGAACCGA
This is a messenger RNA of Aedes albopictus (Asian tiger mosquito), 2331 nucleotides long. RefSeq lists its product as uncharacterized. Gene Ontology annotation, molecular function: RNA binding. The transcript has 7 exons. Lineage: Eukaryota; Metazoa; Arthropoda; Insecta; Diptera; Culicidae. Bases 182 to 1993 code for a protein of 603 amino acids. The record is from RefSeq and is a predicted model, not a curated record.